GUGAGCCCAGCUUGUGUGCCAACUGCCAUGACUACCGCAAGAGGGUUAACUAUGAUAAUUUACAUAUUUAAACAUAAAUUUUAUACAGUUCUUUAUUAGUCGCGAAUAUCAAAUUUUUAACCAAACAACACAAAAUGGUGAGAGCUCGGAAAUAUGUGGUGAUAAAACAUUUUGAGGGAGUGCCACACCGAGAUGAUUUUAAAAUCGUAGAAUACGAAUUACCGUCACUAGAGGAUGGUGAAAUUCUUGUUAAAACUGAGUGGGUAAGCGUAGAUCCUUACUUACGAAUUUAUAACAAAAUGCUUCCUGUACCAUUUGACCAAUUUUCUCCUCAAAUAGGAUUGAUAGAGGAAUCUAAGCACUCUCAAUAUCCAGUGGGUACUAGAUUGGUGACUCACAAGGGUUGGUGCGAUCACAGCAUCAUCGACAUGAAUGCACCUGCGACUAACCACAUUGAAGCGAUAUACAAAAUACCAGAUAUGAACGGAAUGUCGCCUUCUUUAGGUGUUGGAGCAAUGGGAUAUUCGGGUCUAUCUGCAUAUUUUGGAUUUCUUGAAAUAUGUAAACCCAAAGCGGGGGAGACGGUAGUAGUAACCGCUGCCGCAGGAGGUGUAGGAUCACUGGUGGGACAAAUUGGCAAGAUAAAAGGUUGUAGAGUGAUCGGUUUCGCAGGGUCAGAUGACAAAGUUAACUGGUUGGAAAAAGACCUUGGAUUUGAUAAAGCGUUCAAUUACAAAACUGUAGAUGUUAAAAAGGUUCUCAAGGAAGCCGCGCCUAAUGGCAUAGAUUGCUACUUUGAUAAUGUCGGAGGUGAAAUGAGCAGCAUUAUUAUAAGCCAGAUGAAUGACUUUGGAAGAGUUUCUGUGUGCGGCAGCAUCAGUGUUUACAAUGAAGACCAUGUAAAUCUACCUAAAGCUUCGGUUUUACAAUUAGAUAUAGUAAAAAAACAGUUAAAAAUUGAAGGCUUCUUAUGCAACCGUUGGGAGAAACGGUACUCCGAAGCAUUUACAGAUCUAGGUCAAUGGAUUAAGUCAGGAAAGCUGAAAUACCGGGAACACGUAACAGAAGGCUUUGACAAUAUUUUUGAUGCAUUUAUAGAACUAUUUCAUGGUCAAAACAUUGGAAAAGCAGUAGUCAAACUUUAACGGUCAAACA
Maniola jurtina (meadow brown) is the source of this 1155-nucleotide messenger RNA. RefSeq names its product prostaglandin reductase 1-like. Gene Ontology annotation, cellular component: cytoplasm. The transcript has a single exon. Gene Ontology annotation, biological process: prostaglandin metabolic process. Gene Ontology annotation, molecular function: 2-alkenal reductase [NAD(P)H] activity; 15-oxoprostaglandin 13-reductase [NAD(P)+] activity. NCBI's taxonomy places the organism in Eukaryota, Metazoa, Arthropoda, Insecta, Lepidoptera, Nymphalidae. The coding region runs from base 135 to 1145 and encodes 336 amino acids. The record is from RefSeq and is a predicted model, not a curated record.